CGGUAAGCCAUCAGUGAUCACCGUACAGUGUGCAGAGCCCAACUGCUCCAGCAAGCAGCGACACUCAUCCGUUGUACUUCGUUGGGCUUUCGACCUUGCCAAAAAAAAAACACAACAACCUUCCCGUGUGCGUCGUCUUUUCCUCCCGUUUACACGUGCUCGUAUAAAAGAAACCCUAGAAAAAAAUCCACACGGCGAAAAUGAAUCGAUUCAGUGCGAUUUUCUUCCUGGUCAGCGCCACGCUCGUCUGUGCUGAACCGCCAGUUCAUGGUGGUUACGGCCAUGGUCACGGUCAUGGUGGUGGUGGUGGUGGCGGUGGAUACGACGAUGGUGGUUACAUCGCUGUUAGCCCCGGUCAUCAAAGCUCCGAGGGACUGCACGUGGAUCACAGUCUGCUGCACAAGGUGAAGGAAGCGCUGCUGGAACAUGAAAACUCUGGAUCUCACGGAGGUGGUGGCUAUUCGGGGUCGAUUUCGUCCUCGUACGGACCACCGUCAGGAUCGUACGGACCUCCGUCGCCGGUUUAUGGAGUUCCUUCGUACUCUGGACAUGGACACGGCAAGACCACCGGCAUUGAGCUAGGACACGUUCAGCAAGGCAUCCAGGUCGCUGAGUACUACAAGGCCGCCCAUGGUCCAUCUCACUCGUCGUACUCCGUGCCAUCGUACUCGUCCCACUCUUCGUCCUACUCGGCACCUUCAUACUCAUCGCAUUCUUCCUUCACGCCCUCGCAUGGCUACUCUUCGGGAGGCUCGUCGUACUCGUCCUCCUACUCUGCACCAUCUGUUUCAUCUCACUACUCUGCUCCUUCUGUUUCAUCUCACUACUCUGCUCCUUCUGUUUCAUCUCACUAUUCUGCUCCUUCUGUAUCUUCUCACUAUUCUGCUCCUUCCGUAUCUUCUCACUACUCUGCACCAUCAUCGCACUCUUCCUUCUCGGGUCUGUCCUCGUCGUACGGUGCUCCAUCGCUAUCCUCCAGCUAUGGAGUCCCUUCCGUGUCGUCCCACUACUCCGCUCCAUCCUACUCGUCGCACUCGGGUGGAUCGUACUCUCACGGCUCAUCUCACUCGUCCGGACCAUCGUUCGUUGCCAUCCCAUCGUCCUCGUACGGUGUACCGUCCUUCGGCUCCUCCGGACAUCACCAUCGGCCAUCAUCGCACGGAUCGUCGCUUUCGUCGUACCGUGCACCAUCCUCCUCGUACGGACCACCACCGCGUCCCACCUACGGUGUACCGCACCAUCACUAAGCUCACGCUCACCUCAUCCAAUCAUCCCGCGCCCUGAACGGGCGUGAUGUCAUCUAAGUCAGUUCAAACGAUUCCCCCCAUGCACACUCAUCAACCUAGGAUUAGCGAGACUCUUCGUCUCAUCGCACCGACCUCUCUCAUUUACUCAGCCCUCAUUCGUUGUUUUGCUACAUGUGUACAGAACCAUCGUAAGCGAUGAAAUUAUUGAAUAAAAUAUACAAA
Anopheles stephensi (Asian malaria mosquito) is the source of this 1469-nucleotide messenger RNA. Its product is annotated as prisilkin-39-like. The record is from RefSeq and is a predicted model, not a curated record. The transcript is spliced from 2 exons. NCBI's taxonomy places the organism in Eukaryota, Metazoa, Arthropoda, Insecta, Diptera, Culicidae. The coding region runs from base 201 to 1247 and encodes 348 amino acids.